UUAAGAAAGGAUUUCUAUAGGCCUCGAGCGCUGCUGUUUCAAAUCAGACCUGCAGCGCCACUGCGGCGGCGGCUGGCGAAAUGUCCCUGUUCCAUCCGCACAGCCGCGCCUAGCCGCAGCAGGUGGACGAUGGCCCCUAGCAACGCAAGCGUGUGUACACGGCGAAAACAGUCGACCUCUAUCUACUGUUGCGUGUGCGGAUGUCAUAACAGCUACAAGAACACGGCAGGGAAACUGCCGAAGGUGCAGUUUUAUCACUUUCCUUGGAAAUCGUACGAGGCUGAUCGGCGACAACGUUGGAUCGCUGCCGUUCGGCGCACCCGCCCGAAUGGAGAUUUGUGGCAGCCAGUGCAACGCAGGACAGUCAUCUGCAGCGCUCACUUUGUCGGUAACAAAGCGAGCACGAUUGCCGGCCAUCCCGCCUAUGUGCCAACUGUGUUUCCGCCAUGUUACAAAAGAAGUGAUGCAGUACUACCGGCAUCAAAGCUCGACAGAUAUAAGAGGGUUCAGCGACGUCGCGCAGUGCUUCAAGCGCCGACAUCCAAGAGCGCAAUCACGGCGACUGCAGAGAACUCCUCGACUGACUUCGCCGACGAAAUCAUUGCAUUACCGGAAGAAACGGGCACAUCCGCAUCCGUGAUGACCCAGACAGAUGCAGACUUUAACGGAGGUGUUUGCACUCUGUUCCUCUCUGUGACAGCAGAAGGCGCCGCAUCUACACAAGUUUGCCAUACCAGCAUUGUUGAGAAAGGUGUACAAGCAAGUGCCUCUGUGAGAUCGACAGCUAUCGGACCGAACGAGCGCAGCUGUGCAUUUCUUGGCUACAAUUCUCUGAUCCAGAGAAAGGAUGCCUUUCGUGAACUGUGUGGUGUUAGCGCAAACGUCUUUUCUCUGUUAUUGUCUGUGCUUUCACCCAUUGUUGUGAGAGAAGUGGACGUGCCGAUUUUCCAGAAGUUGUCCAUAUUCCUGAUGAAAAUGAAGCUGGGCGUUUCAUUCGCCAGCAUUGCAGUGCUUUUUGGCCUUCAUCGCACGACAGUUAGCCGCAUAUUCUACUUUGUAUUAACUAAUCUGUUAAAUGCAAUGCAGAAAUGGAUACCGGAGCCAUCGCUUGGAGCAGUACAAGCCACGAUGCCCACAUGUUUUAAGCUGCACUUCCCACGCUGCCGCUACAUAAUUGAUUCCACAGAGCUUCGCACAGGAGAACCACCCACCACAGAACAGAAACGUGCCCUGUUUUCGCAUUACAAAGGUGGCUACACGUUGAAGUUUUUGAUAGGUAUAUUGCCAAAUGGAACAGUCACCUUUGUGUCACAGGCGUAUGGUGGCCGCACCUCAGACACUCACAUUACACUGGAGUCAGGGUUUCUUGAUCGCAUAGAACCAGGAGAUGUUAUUUUAGCGGACAAGGGUUUCCCUGGAAUUAAAGCACCCACUGAAAGCCAGAAGGGAAUUAUUGUGCUACCACCAUUUUCGAAAGGAAAUGUUCAAUUCACCCAUGAAGAGCUGGAGCAAACCUAUCAUGUCGCACAAGUGCGUAUACAUGUUGAAAGAGCUAUACAGAGACUGAAAAUGUUUGGCAUAGUGAAUUCAAGGGUGCCUAUUGAUCUGAUUCCCCACAUGAGUGACAUAAUGCGGAUGUGCUGCAUUCUUGCGAACCUUCAGCCACCCAUUAUUGAGCCAAGUAAUCCAGACACAGAGUUAGUUUGAAUGCUCAUUUUGAUAAAUUUGUUGGGCGAAAAAGUAGCCUUUUGAAUAUGCUGGGCUGAGGCUGACAUCACUGAAUGUUUGUCUACUAUGCAUGCUUAGUUGUAAUGGUUCCAAAAGAGCACUUAGGUCGUUCUCUCAGUGGCUAAGCCAACCUUUUCUUCAAUGUUUAAGCUGCAGGUGAUAAUGGCGCAUACACGUUGGCUUAUGGGGAAUGCAGCAUAGCAGCAGCUGUAGCGGCACUGGCAUGGUGUUUUUUUGUAUAAUAAGUUGGCACGUGAUGUGAUGGAUGGUAAAUACAAAUACAUUUUAAAAAUA
Dermacentor andersoni is the source of this 2022-nucleotide messenger RNA. RefSeq lists its product as uncharacterized. The record is from RefSeq and is a predicted model, not a curated record. Lineage: Eukaryota; Metazoa; Arthropoda; Arachnida; Ixodida; Ixodidae.